This is a messenger RNA of Penicillium paradoxum, 1188 nucleotides long. RefSeq lists its product as uncharacterized. The coding region runs from base 1 to 1188 and encodes 395 amino acids. The record is from RefSeq and is a predicted model, not a curated record. The transcript has 4 exons. Lineage: Eukaryota; Fungi; Ascomycota; Eurotiomycetes; Eurotiales; Aspergillaceae.
AUGUUUAUAUACCGCUCUCCCCCUUUUUCCUUGAAUUCGUGUAGCAUUGGACCGAGGUACAAAGUCACCGCCCUCAGUAAACAAGUAUUCUGCCCUUCCCCCGCAACAACAGCCCGUACGGAGUGCACAGUUCGAACACUCAACCUUGAAAGUAUAUACGCCAUGCCUUUGGAUACGAUAUAUUUGACCCGUCAUGGGCACCGCCUCAGCUGGUCCAUCGACUUCCGCACGGGCACUUACAAGUCUCAAUUCCCCACGCCAACAGGGAACCCAGCUGACCCUGCGCUGACCUCUCACGGCGUGCGUCAGUCGCACGAGCUUGCUGCACAUAUUGCCGCUCCGCAAUUCCAUCCCAAGCCCUUCAGGAUCUACUCAAGUCCCUUCUACCGCUGUCUCCAGACAAUCCAACCUUCCGUCGAAGAGCUGAAGCGCAUAUCCGCAUCUAGUGAAAGCCAACAAGAUGGUCAGCUUGGCUCAAUUGACCGCCAUGCAGAGCUAGAUGUCAGAAUCGAGAAUGGGCUAGGAGAAUGGUUCGGCGCAACAAACUUCUUCGACCAUCCCCCACACCCAACCCCAGAAACAAUGUCCACCCACUUCCCAACCCUCCUCCAAGAAUCCAAUCCACCCUACAAACCCCUCCUCAUCCCAUCAAGACGCGGCGAGACAAUAACCCAACUCCACAACCGCGUAGCAAUAGCCCUGGAAGGUAUAAUCGCCGAGAUCGACGCGGAGAUCGCAGCCCUAGAGGCUGGACUACCGUUAGACCAAAGAACUAGCAAAUCAGUCUUGAUCUGCGCGCAUGCCGCGCCGCUUAUUGCCAUGGGACGGGUUCUCACGGGCCGGAUGCCGGAUGAUAGUUCUGAGGAAGAUUUUAAUGUUUUCACGGCUGGGUUGAGUACUUUUAAGAGGAGGGAUGGUUCUGCUACUGGUCAGAAGGAGGGCCUGACUGAGAAUCCGCUUGCUGAGGGUACGAAGUUUAUUCGUGCAUCGAGAGCUGUGCCGCUGUGGAGAGGUGGACGUGGUGUCGGGGGUGGAUGGGAUUGUCUUGCGAAUGGUGAUUGUAGCUUUUUGAGUGGUGGUGCUGAGCGUGGAUGGCACUUUGAUGGCGAGGAAUCAUUUAAUACGGUUGGGGCUCCUAUGGCUCCUACUUCGGAGCCAGCUGCGAAUGUAGCGGCUACAAAGUUGUGA